UUAUGUGAUUGGUACAGGGAGCUGCUGAAAGACCACCCGUUCUUCUACGUACCAGACGUAAUAGACGAGCUGAGCAGCAACGCCGUCCUCACCACAGAGCUGGUCCCCGGCUUCCCUCUGGACCAGGCUGAACAACUCUCCCAGGAACUCAAAAACGAGGUCAGUAUAUGCUGCAACUGUGUUCAAUAACAAAUACAUUAACAAAGGCCACCAUUGUGUAUUUUGGUACUUACUACAUACUUACUUAUGGUACAUUGUGUAAAUGUGGAUUUUGAUGUGUGUUUUCUGCUUGCCAAGCUUGAUUUGAUGUGUAAAACAAACGCCACAACAAGAACCUAAUUUCUGUCACCUCACCCACCAAAACACCUGCUACAAUGUAUUACUGCCCCUUGGUGGUGAAAUUGCAGACUGAAAAAUGUAUGUUCCUAAAGUAUCUUUCUCUCUCUCUGCCUCUGUCUCUAUGUGUGUGUCAGAUCUGUGAGAAUAUCCUGAAACUUUGUUUAAGGGAGCUGUUUGAGUUCAGAUACAUGCAGACUGACCCCAACUGGUCCAACUUCUUCUACGACCCACAGACACACAGAGUGAGUCUGCCUUUUAACUCUUGUUAUCAACUUCAUCAUUAGUCCUGUAACUAAUUUUGAUGACCUUCCUAAAGGUUGUCUCUGUUUAAAUGGAUCUUCCGUCUUCUUGGUGUCUUCUGUAGAGCAUGCUAAUCCUAUACAGUAGCACGAUGUUGCUGAAUGCUUAGAAUGACUAAACAUUACUACUGUUCCAUCCAUAGGUUGCGUUGUUGGAUUUCGGAGCCACAAGAGGAUUUAGUGAGGACUUCACUGACAUUUACAUUGAGGUAAGAUAUUAGACUUUAUCCCACAACAAAACAUAACAGAUCAAAAUGAUUUAUUCGAUGUGUGUGGCGUUCAUUGUGUUUUAAUCAGCUCAUCAAGUCAGCAGCAGAGGGAGACAGAGAGGGGGUUCGGAAGAGAUCAGUAGACAUGAAGUUCCUCACAGGUUAUGAGUCAAAGGUGAGUCACAUCAUUUGUUCUGAACAUAUGAGUCAACAAUGCCACAUACUAGUUUAUUUUGUCAUAGACAAUGAAUUGAGAAGGCUCUCCAUUACUCCAUGGCAUAAACUGAGUAGUGAAUACCCAUAACUUAAUUACAAUGGCUCCCCCUGAACCCACUAAAACACAAACACAUACAGGUUAUUACUCUCUCUGAUUAUGUUCUGCCCGUCCCUCAGUCCAUGGUGAAUGCCCAUGUGGACGCGGUGAUGAUCCUAGGCGAGGCCUUUGCCUCCACGGAGCCCUUUAACUUCGGAGCCCAGAGCACCACGGAGCGCAUCCACAACCUGAUCCCUGUGAUGCUGAAGCAGCGCCUCACCCCGCCCCCCGAGGAGACCUACUCCCUCCACCGCAAGAUGGGCGGCUCCUUCCUCAUCUGCUCCCGCCUUGACGCCAAGCUCGGCUGCAAGAACAUGUUCCAGGAGGCCUAUAACAACUACUGGAGGGACCGCCCCAACCGACCAAGCCAGUGA
Messenger RNA from Coregonus sp. 'balchen', 1534 nucleotides. Lineage: Eukaryota; Metazoa; Chordata; Actinopteri; Salmoniformes; Salmonidae. The record is from the annotation of a GenBank genome assembly.